AAUCCAACCCGGUGCAAGAAUGGUGGCAAGGAGAGUCAUGACCCUCGACCGGUUCGUGCCUGGUGCCCGGUCGCCCAACCAGCCCCCGCCUACUCAGGGUCGGGGUCCAGCGUCCCAGCCUCCUCCCCCUCCGCAGUCCGGACGGGCCCGUAAGAAGCAGAAAGUAACCGAGCAACCUUCCACGGGCCCGGGGGAUGCCGCAGUCCAGACUCCUCCCCGACCAACAGGUGGAAUCGUUAUCCGCGAGCCGCCAACCGAAGCUGGCACGGGGGGCGCGUCCUCCUCCCAAGUGGCUCCAGCGUGGGAGCCAAAGUUCCUUUUGGACGGCAAGCCAUUGCCCUCAACCGCCUCUGUUCGGAUGUGGGAUAAGGGCGAGGGCGGCCGUAUUGCCCAAACUUUGGCUGAAGCUCUCCAACUUCCCGAGGACGUGCACGCUUUUGAUGAUGGGUCCGAGGAGUCUGUGGGGCGCCGGUUAGAGUGGCACGCCAUUGCGGCCGCUCAACUGGCUCACAUUGUGGCUGCCCGGGCACGGGAGCUUGAUGAGGAAAACGAGCGCGAGAAGGGGGCGCGGGAGUCAGCAGUGAAAACGGCUAAGGAAAAGCUGAAGAUUGCUGAGGCUGCUGAGAAGGAGGCUGCUGCUGCGGAGAAGUUCCGGGCAUUGGCCGAAAAAAGGAAUGCAGAGCUCCUGACCAAACAAAAUGAGAUGGAAGUCAAACUAGCCGAAGCCAUCAGCCUUAACACUUCCAAUGCCGAGGAGAUAGCCGAUCUCAGGGCAGGCUUGGCGGCCGCGGAGCAAAAGUGGUAUGACGUUUUGGUUUAA
This is a messenger RNA of Quercus robur (English oak), 820 nucleotides long. RefSeq lists its product as uncharacterized. The transcript has 3 exons. The coding region runs from base 20 to 820 and encodes 266 amino acids. Lineage: Eukaryota; Viridiplantae; Streptophyta; Magnoliopsida; Fagales; Fagaceae. The record is from RefSeq and is a predicted model, not a curated record.